UUUCCCUUUGCACCGGAAGUUCCAGUGUGACGUCAGUUUGUUAUGUGCACCAGCUGAUCAUCAGCCGGAGCCUACAGAAAACGCUACUCACACGCACAGAAAUUUCACCAUUCUCCAGAAACUCGUGCAAGAUAUCUGGGUUGUAGUAUUUGGAGGUAAACGUGAUGGAGCAGUGAAUGUUUUUGGAUGAAGAGAGCGGCUCGUUCGGUCGAGAGCAGCACUGAGGAACCAAACACUGACCUGCUGAAGCUCUGUCUGCACAUAAUUAUAUAAUACGAUGGAAAUGAUUCUUACCUGCUUAGGAUGUAGUUUGUUGGACUGUUUCGCCGGAGACGUGUAAAAACAACAACGCCAGUGCCUCAUAAUACCGUACUUUCAAUGCUAAUCAGCUAGAUCGCAAGGAAACUCUUCCGUCUGCGAGAAAAUGUGGUGGAAACUCUUCUUUUUGCUGCUGUAUUUUUCCAUGUUAUUAAUACUGGCUCGUUUUUUUGAAGCCAUCGUCUGGUAUGAAACGGGCAUUUUCGCCACUCAGCUGGUGGAUCCGGUGACCCUGAGCUUUAGGAAACUCAAAACCAUCCUGGAGUGUCGUGGAUUGGGAUACACCGGCCUGGCAGAGAAAAGGGAUGUGAGGGAGCUGGUGGAAAACUCGGGGGAGCUGAUGCAAGGAGAGCUGUACUCUGCUCUCAAGAAUGAGAAGGAGACGGAGGGAUCUGACUCCAGCACCACUUUCAGUGGAGAGAUGCACUUUUAUGAAUUAGUGGAAGACACUAAAGAUGGUAUCUGGUUAGUUCAGGUAAUAGCCCAAGAUAGAAAUCCACUGUUGAGCACUGCAAACUGGGGCAAAAUGGUACAGAAAGUGUCUCAGUUUGGCAUACGAACAGGAAUUUUCAACUGUUCAAGUGACUCAAGGUAUUGCCAUAAACGGGGCUGGAUGAAGUCCACUCUCAUCAUGUCUGUCCCGCAGACCAAUGCAUCCAAAGGGAAGGUCAUGUUGAAGGAGUACAAUGGCAGACGCAUCGAAACAGAGCACAUUUUUAAGUGGAUGACUGCGCAUGUCGCCUCUCGCAUCAAAACCAUACGUUUCUCUGCACAAUUAAUGGAUGACUGGUAUCAGAUGGAAAAGCAACCGGUAAAGAUGUUCUUGUUUGCCAAACUGCUUCAGCCCCCAGCGUUUUUCUCAGCUCUCAGCAUCAAAUUCACUGGGCGCAUCGAGUUUAUCUUCAUCGAUGUGCGCAACUGGGACAACACCAGCUCUCUGGAGGAGAUUGGAGUGCAGCAAAUGCCCUCAUACAUCCUCAAAACACCAGAAGGCAUCUACAGAUACGGCAACAGCACCGGGGAAUUCAUCUCCUUGCAUGCCAUGGAUGCAUUUCUUCGAUCCGUACAGCCAGAAGUCAAUGACUUGUUCAUUUUGAGCUUGGUUAUGGUCAAUCUAAUGGCUUGGAUGGACCUUUUCAUUACACAGGGAGCCACCAUAAAACGCUUUGUGGUUUUAAUCAGCACACUGGGGACUUAUAACUCCUUACUCAUCAUUUCCUGGCUGCCCAUCCUUGGUUUUCUUCAGCUUCCAUACAUGGAUAACUUUUAUGAGUACAGCCUGAAACUGUUGCGUUACGCAGACACCACUACUAUUGCCUCAUGGGUCCGGGCGGACUGGACCUUCUAUUCCUCUCAUCCAGCUCUCUUCCUCAGCACUUAUCUAGCCCAUGGCCUCCUCAUCGACUACUUUGAGAAGAAAAGAAGAUGUAGCAACGAAGACCAAAACGCAAACAACCUAGAGUGGUUGUCAAGUCUCUGGGAUUGGUACACCAGCUACUUAGUGCAUCCCAUUGCCUCGUUCCAGAACUUUGAGUCGGACUGGGAUGACGAUCCCAAUUUCCUUUUGCAAAGAUUGGCAUUCCCAGACCUAUGGCUUCGGCCGCUGGUUCCAAUAGACUACAUCAAGAACCUGCCCACCUGGAAGUUCAGACUCGCUCCGUCUGAGAGGCCCAACCCAGUGGAACAUGACAACCUACAAAAAACAACGACGAACCCAAAUGGCGGCUCCAGCGGGGACCAGGAAGUGCAUCACUACCGUUCAGAAGUUCUUCAUAAUAAUGACGGGUGUUUGGCUGCAAAGAAAGCAGAAGAAUCGUGGUCAGGUGGAGAGGAACAGGACACUGAUUGGUCUCAUUGGCCUUGUGGCAUGCUUCACUGCACUGAGUGUGUUGUGUGUCUCGAGAACUUUGAAACCGAUUGCCUUGUCAUGGGUUUACCAUGCGGCCAUGUUUUUCACCAGCAGUGCAUCGUGGUCUGGCUAGCUGGUGGGCGGCACUGUUGCCCUGUGUGCCGGUGGCCAUCGUACAAGAAAAAACCCACAGGACAACAUGCAACUGAACCGCUUGAACCAGAAUAGUCCUGCUGCAAUUACUGUCUUACUUCCUGCACUUAUUUAAAAAAACAAAACAAAAAAAAACAAAUGACUUAAUGUGUUCUUCUUUAGUCUUUAGAUUCAUAACAUUGGCUCCUGGGUUUUUGUUGGUGGUUUUAACUUGCAAAGUUAUUAUUAAAUUCAUACUUCCCAAUCAUUUUUCAAUCUUUUUUUUAAUAGGGGAAAAAAACUUGAUUUGAGUCAUAUACCUUGUAUUGGAUCAGAAAGAAAAGGUUUUCAAAGCUAAAUUAUGCAAAUUAUAAAAUAUUGAAUGGUAAAUUCAAUGCAUAUGGUUGAAAAGUUUUAUUGUAGCACUCAUCUGGCAUCCCAAUCAGACAGAAGAGAAAUCCAUAUGUUCCUGUACUUGAGAAUUACAUCUAGUGUUCAGUUUGUCACCAAAUGUGAAUAAUCCUUCUAAAAUUAAGCUACCCUCCUGAGUCAAUGGGGAAUUAAAGAUUUGAGGAGAUGGGAGUAUUUAUAUAAAGAAUUGACCAUCUGGGCAUGUCAUUAUUCAUUUAUUUGUAAUUUUUUUUUUUAACGAAGAAUAGAUUUACAUUGAAUGCUUGAAUAAAACUGCCCUGUGCACAAUUGAAAAUGGCUUAGGCAUUGACAUGCAAUUCUUAAUGGCUCCAUCUGUAAUUAGGCAAUUGUCUUAUGUUAGUUUGGUUAUUUUUGAACUCAUUUUGCCACUAACACUAAUAAAGAAUUUACUCACUUGG
Molecule: messenger RNA, 3129 nt
Organism: Carassius carassius (crucian carp)
Lineage: Eukaryota; Metazoa; Chordata; Actinopteri; Cypriniformes; Cyprinidae
Product: E3 ubiquitin-protein ligase RNF103-like
Exons: 4
Coding region: 425-2395 (656 amino acids)
Biological process (GO): protein ubiquitination
Cellular component (GO): endoplasmic reticulum
Molecular function (GO): ubiquitin-protein transferase activity
Source: RefSeq, a predicted model, not a curated record